AUGGACUCCUUGCACCAGUCCUCAAGGCCGUGGUGCAAAGGACAGGAGUUGAGCCAGAGGCAAUGCUCCUCUGGACUUCAAGCAAUUGCCACUGUUGCGGCUGCCAUCCAAUCUGGAUACUACACCAUGGGCAUCGCAGGUGGUGUGGAAACGAUGUCCCUGGCGGAUCCCCCCAAAUGGCAAGGGCCUCUGAACCCUAGGAUCCACACGAUGCCGGAGACAGCCGCCUGCCUGAUACCCAUGGGAAUUAUGUCAGAGAAUGUGGCACAGCGUUUUGGAGUGAGCCGCACACAGCAGGAUCUAUUCUCUGCAGAGUCACACAGAAAGGCUGUGGCAGCCCAACGUGCUGGAAAGUUCAUGGACGAGAUUGUGCCCAUUGCAACAAAGGUGAAACAUCCCAAAACUGGCAAGCUUGUUGACGUUGUGGUCAGUGAAGAUGAUGGCAUCCGUCCUGAUACGUCCACUGCCGUGCUGGCCAAACUUCCGCCUGCUUUCAAGGAAGGGGGCACCACAACUGCAGGCAACUCCUCACAGAUCACCGAUGGUGCAUCGGCAGCGCUGUUGAUGACACGACGUGAGGCCUUGCAGCGGCGACUGCCAGUUAUGGGCAUCUUUCGAAGUUUUGUUGCUGUUGGUGUUGACCCAGCCAUCAAUGGCAUUGGGCCUGCAAUCGCCAUUCCUGCCGCUGUGAGGAAGGCUGGCCUGGUUGUGGAGGACAUCGACAUUUUCGAGCUCAAUGAAGCAUUUGCAUCUCAGGCUGCUUAUGUUGUGGCAAAACUGGGGCUGGAUCCCAGGAAAGUGAACCCCAACGGUGGUGCCAUCGCCUUGGGGCACCCGCUGGGCAGCACGGGUUCCCGGUGCGCUGCUACGCUUCUGCAUGAAAUGCGCAGGAGGGGGAGGGCGGCGCGUUUUGGCGUGAUCACAAUGUGCAUAGGGUCAGGCAUGGGUGCAGCCGCAGUGUUUGAGCAGGGCAGCGAGGCGGAUGAUUUGAAUGUGGGUGCAGUGGCGGAGCAAGGGCACCUCUCCAGGGACGCUUGCGUGUGA
Ostreobium quekettii is the source of this 1044-nucleotide messenger RNA. NCBI's taxonomy places the organism in Eukaryota, Viridiplantae, Chlorophyta, Ulvophyceae, Bryopsidales, Ostreobiaceae. The record is from the annotation of a GenBank genome assembly.